This is a messenger RNA of Hippocampus comes (tiger tail seahorse), 1719 nucleotides long. It is a transcript of the gene actr1b, whose product is annotated as actin related protein 1B. The record is from RefSeq and is a predicted model, not a curated record. Bases 173 to 1303 code for a protein of 376 amino acids. NCBI's taxonomy places the organism in Eukaryota, Metazoa, Chordata, Actinopteri, Syngnathiformes, Syngnathidae. The transcript is spliced from 11 exons.
GGAGAGGCGCGGCGGAGCGGACUGCAGCGGCGGAUGCGGUCGCUCUGCUCAUCGGCGCAGCGAACGAACGAACGAACCGACGGGCGGACGUCUUUUUCCCCUCACGCCUUGGACGUCAUUCAGCACCGAAAGUGGACGCCGACAGACGCGCGCCUCAACAUUCUCGUCCGUCAUGGAGUCCUAUGACAUUUUAGCUAAUCAGCCCGUGGUGAUCGAUAACGGUUCAGGGGUCAUCAAGGCUGGUUUUGCUGGAGACCAGAUCCCCAAAUAUUGUUUUCCCAACUAUGUUGGGCGUCCUAAACACGUGCGCGUCAUGGCGGGUGCCUUGGAGGGAGAUCUUUUUAUCGGGCCCAAAGCAGAGGAGCACCGUGGUCUGCUGUCAGUUCGCUACCCGAUGGAGCAUGGCAUCGUGAAGGACUGGAAUGACAUGGAGAGGAUCUGGCAGUACGUUUACUCCAAGGAGCAGCUGCAGACCUUCUCCGAGGAGCAUCCUGUUCUUCUAACCGAAGCGCCUCUCAACCCCAGCAAGAACCGCGAGAAGGCCGCCGAGGUUUUCUUCGAGACCUUUAACGUUCCCGCGCUCUUCAUCUCCAUGCAGGCGGUGCUCAGUUUGUACGCCACUGGACGCACCACGGGUGUGGUGCUGGAUUCGGGCGACGGCGUGACGCACGUGGUGCCUAUCUACGAGGGCUUUGCCAUCCCGCACUCCAUCAUGCGCGUGGACAUCGCCGGCAGGGAUGUGUCGCGCUACCUGCGCCUGCUCCUGCGCAAGGAAGGCUACAACUUCAACACCUCGGCCGAGUUCGAGGUGGUGCGCACCAUCAAGGAGAGGGCGUGCUACCUGUCGCUGAACCCUCAGAAGGACGAGACGCUGGAGACGGAGAAGGCUCAGUACGUCCUCCCCGACGGGAGCGCCUUAAACAUUGGGCCCGCCCGCUUCCGUGCCCCCGAGCUGCUGUUCCGGCCCGACCUGGUGGGCGACGAGAGCUCGGGCAUCCACGAGGUCCUGGCCUACGCCAUCCAGAAGUCAGAUUUAGAUCUGAGGCGCACGCUCUUCUCCACUAUCGUGUUGUGCGGGGGGUCCACACUCAUCAAAGGCUUUGGAGAGCGAUUACUGACUGAAGUGAAGAAGCUUGCGCCCAAAGAUGUCAAAAUCAAGAUCUCGGCCCCCCAGGAGAGACUGUACUCCACGUGGAUCGGAGGCUCCAUCUUGGCGUCGUUGGACACCUUCAAGAAGAUGUGGGUGUCCAAGCGGGAGUAUGAGGAAGACAGAGCACGUGCCAUCCACAGGAAGACCUUCUAGGACAGCGUCGCCCUAAAAACACCCAGAACUGCCCCCCCCACACCCCACCCUCCCUCCAGCCCCGCAACCUCCGCGCGCUAAGGACCGCUCCCGCCACAUGAAGGCGCACUUGACAUCACGCGUUAAUAAAAGUCCAGUUUCGUUUUUUUUUUUUUUUUGUUUUCCUACGGUUUCAUUCCAAAGUUUUCUAUUGUGUCACAAAAUGGCUGCCACGACCAGUGCCACUUUUGGCCCACUAGUUCAACCGAAAGAUUACUACCAAGGAUAGCAAUGAAACGGCUGCACAAAUGGCCUUAAAGUUGACAUCCUUGAUACCCAGUUCAAGGUCCAUGGACUAGCACACCCAUUGGACUCACUAGUAAGACUCAUGAAAUUCUCUGCUCAUACAAAAAAAAAAAAUAAUAAUUAGCCCACUA